AAUGCCAGUUCAGUGGAAUUUGAUUGGCCUAACAAAUAUGCGCUGCAAGCAUCCAGUAAGCUGCUGAAACAACGUCGUCCUCACAAUUCUUCCCCCAAUCCACACUCCCUCCCAAACCACACAAACGGACAAACCCAACCCGAAACCAACGGAACAAAACAAGAAGCCACCACCGCAAGGUAGCCGUGGCUAGAGCAGAGAGGCGAGCGCACGUGCCACCAGCUAGCAGCAAUGGCCGCCGCCGCCGCCACCACCUCCUCCCACCUGCUCCUUCUCUCCCGCCAGCACCGAUGCCGCCUCUCCUUCCUCGGCCAGUCCAGAAGGCCCGCAGGCAGGGUCACGUCCCCGCAGGCGCCGGCCGCUAAUAACGUGCGGUGCAUGGCGGCCGUGGACACUGCGUCCGCCGCGGCGACGGAGACGACGAGCCCGAAGUCGAGCAGCUACGAGAUCGUGACGCUCACGACGUGGCUGCUGCAGCAGGAGCGCACCGGCGCGAUCGACAACGAGAUGACCAUCGUGCUGGCCAGCAUCUCCACGGCGUGCAAGCAGAUCGCCGCGCUGGUGCAGCGCGCGCCCAUCUCCAACCUCACGGGCGUCCAGGGCGCCGUCAACGUCCAGGGCGAGGACCAGAAGAAGCUCGACGUCGUCUCCAACGAGGUGUUCUCGAACUGCCUCAGGUCGAGCGGGCGCACCGGCGUGAUCGCUUCGGAGGAGGAGGACGUGCCAGUAGCGGUGGAGCAGAGCUACUCCGGCAACUACAUCGUGGUGUUCGACCCUCUCGAUGGCUCCUCUAACAUCGACGCCGCCGUCUCCACCGGCUCCAUCUUCGGCAUCUACGCCCCCAACGACGAGUGCCUCGCCAACGUCGAGGACAAUGAGACCCUUGACUCGGUGGAGCAGAGGUGCAUUGUGAGCGUGUGCCAGCCGGGGAGCAACCUGCUGGCCGCCGGCUACUGCAUGUACUCGAGCUCGGUGAUCUUCGUGCUCACCGUCGGCACGGGGGUGUACGUGUUCACGCUGGACCCCAUGUACGGCGAGUUCGUGCUGACGCAGGAGAAGCUGCAGAUCCCCAAGGCCGGCAAGAUCUACGCCUUCAACGAGGGCAACUAUGCGCUCUGGGACGACAAGCUCAAGAAGUACAUGGACAGCCUCAAGGAGCCCGGCGACUCAGGGAAGCCUUACUCCGCGCGCUACAUCGGCAGCCUCGUCGGCGAUUUCCACCGCACUCUGCUCUACGGAGGCAUCUACGGGUACCCCAGGGACAAAAAGAGCAAGAACGGCAAGCUGCGGCUUCUCUACGAGUGCGCGCCCAUGAGCUUCAUCGUCGAGCAGGCCGGUGGCAAGGGCUCUGAUGGCCACCAGAGGAUUCUUGACAUCACACCUACAGAGGUCCACCAAAGAGUGCCUCUGUACAUCGGGAGCGUGGAGGAAGUGGAGAAGGUGGAGAAAUUCCUGGCUUGAAUGUCCCUGCUCGAUGCCAGAGCUAUCUGAUCAGAUGAACUCCCGAAGACAAACAAUGCAGUAUAUAUUGUAGAUUUUUCUUUUGUGAUGGGGAAAAAUCCAUUUUGAAGAAAUUACGUUCUGGAGUUGUGAUUUGUUAAGUCUAUGUCUAACUAGAUCAAGUUAUAAGGGGAUGUGUGUUUCCUCCGUCCCAAAAUAAGUCUUCAUCUCGUAUUUUGAGAAAUCAGACAAUCUCAAUUUUGGUCAGAUAUAAUAUAUAUAUAUACACUUGGCUAAUGUU
This is a messenger RNA of Sorghum bicolor (sorghum), 1741 nucleotides long. Its product is annotated as fructose-1,6-bisphosphatase, chloroplastic. Lineage: Eukaryota; Viridiplantae; Streptophyta; Magnoliopsida; Poales; Poaceae. Gene Ontology annotation, molecular function: fructose 1,6-bisphosphate 1-phosphatase activity. The record is from RefSeq and is a predicted model, not a curated record. The transcript is spliced from 4 exons. The coding region runs from base 232 to 1461 and encodes 409 amino acids. Gene Ontology annotation, biological process: fructose 6-phosphate metabolic process; sucrose biosynthetic process; gluconeogenesis. Gene Ontology annotation, cellular component: cytoplasm; cytosol.